UUCACCACUCGAGCGGAGUUGCUGUGACCGAGUGGAGCUGCUGCUGCCGGAGAGAGAGAGAGAGAGAGACACAGAGAGAGAGGGAGAGACGGACCAGGUUACAGCGGGUUCACCUCUUCCAAACAGCCGGGGUGGCCGCAGAGAAGUGCGUCCGCUGAGAGCAUGGCUCAUCUGCAACAAAGGGAAACUCGCAGGCGGGAAGUUUAAAGGAAUAAGCAGCUGCAGAGAUUCCCACCCGGAGAGACCCGGCGGAGCACAGAACCGAGGAGCGAUGCACUUCGCCAAAUGGGAUUUGUUGUGGAUUCUCCUGUGGUGUAAACUGGUUUCGCUGGUGCGUUGUUACGCCGUUCACAUCGGCGAGGAUGCGGGGCUGAGGACGGCGGUGGCCGGCGCGCAGCGGGGCGCACGGUGCGCCCUGGAUCAGGUCCUCGCUCCCAAAUUCACGGAGCGCUUUCUCGGCACGGACGCCGCGGCCGGCAUCGUGUUCUUGUCGGACUCCAUAAAGUGCGCCUCGUUGCGCUCCAACCCGUUCACCGUGUACACCGUGGCUGACUGCAUGCACUCCGGCUACAGGCAUCUCCUCACCAGCCGGUACGACGUGCACGUGCACGGUAGGAACUGCUCAAACACGCGUAAAAGAAAACCUCGGUGGGACAUGGAGGUGCUCAGUUUGUUGCGCGGCCACCAGCGCUCACAGUGCCACCAAGCCGACUCUGCUCUGUUUGCAGUGGGGGGUUUGCUACCCGGAGCCCCGAUCCGCUGCAAAGUCACCAACAGUCGGUACUUUUACUUCUCCGAGGGGGACUUGUUUGUGUCUCAGACGCUGUGCUGGAGGCGGGACACGCUGCUGGAGCUGGACCUGCUCUGCGACGUGCUCACGGGAGAGGGGAGGCCGAGCGCUCAAGUGCACCCAGUCUCUGUCCAUUGGCGCGUGGGACAGGGCCCCUUCAGGCAGGACCACCUUGGCAAGCUGAUGGAAAAGGCAGCUCGGUCUGAUUCAGGGAUUGUGAGCAGCAGGAGGAGGAGGAGAAGCAUCAACAGCAGCCCUCAGUUUCAACCUCCAAUGUACCAGGUGUCCGUGGCAGAGAAUCAGCCCGCCGGCACCUCGGUGGUUGUUCUGAAAGCAGUGGAUAGCGAUGAGGGGGAGGCAGGCAGGCUGGAGUAUUUUCUAGAAGCCCUCUUUGACAGCCGCUCCAACAAUCUCUUCGCCGUGGACCCCGCCAACGGCUACGUGUCCACGGUGGAGGUGCUGGACCGGGAGACUAAAGACACCCACGUGUUCCGUGUGACCGCGGUCGACCACGGCGUGCCUCGGCGCACCGCCAUGGCCACCCUCACUGUCACAGUCAGAGACACCAAUGAUCAUGACCCUGCGUUUGAGCAGCAGGACUACAAGGAGAGCAUCAGGGAGAAUCUAGAAAUAAGCUACGAGGUGUUAACCGUGAGGGCCACGGAUGGGGACGCGCCUGUUAACGGCAACAUCCUUUACCGCAUAAUCAACAGCAACGGGUCCAACGAUGUCUUUGAGAUCGAUUCGAGGUCCGGGGUAAUUCGCACCAGAGGCCUGGUGGACAGAGAAGAAGUGGAAGCCUUUAUGCUGCUGGUCGAGGCCAACGACCAAGGUCGUGACCCCGGGCCCCGCAGCGCCACAGCUACUGUUCACAUCGUGGUUGAGGAUGACAACGACAACGCUCCCCAGUUCAGCGAGAAACGCUAUGUGGUCCAGGUGCCAGAGGACAUGACCCCGAACACGGAGAUCCUGCAGGUCACGGCCACAGACAAAGACAGGGGCAGCAACGCCGUCGUUCACUUCAGCAUCAUGAGCGGAAACACCAGAGGCCAGUUUUACAUCGACGCUCAGACGGGUAACAUGGACCUGGUGAGUCACCUGGAUUACGAGGCGAACAAAGAAUACACUCUGAGAAUCCGGGCUCAGGACGGCGGGCGCCCCCCGCUCUCCAACAUCAGUGGUUUGGUUACCGUGCAGGUGCUCGACGUGAACGACAACGCCCCCAUUUUCGUGAGCACCCCGUUCCAGGCCACCGUGCUGGAGAACGUGCCGCCGGGCUACUCCAUCAUCCACAUCCAAGCCGUGGACGCCGACUCGGGGGACAACUCCAGGCUGGAGUAUCGGCUCACUGAAACCACACCAAACUUCCCCUUUACCAUCAACAACAGCACGGGGUGGCUUGUGGUGGCGUCCGAGCUGGACAGGGAGAGCGUCGACUUUUACAACUUUGGAGUGGAGGCCCGAGAUCACGGCUACCCGGUCAUGUCCUCCUCUGCCAGCAUCAGCAUGACCAUUCUAGAUGUCAACGACAACAACCCGGAGUUCACCCAGAAGGGGUACUACAUGCGACUCAACGAGGACGCGGCCGUGGGCACCAGCGUGGUGACGGUGUCGGCUGUGGACCAGGACAUCAACAGCGUGGUGACUUACCAGAUAUCCAGCGGAAACACCCGCAACCGAUUCUCCAUCACGAGUCAGAGCGGCGGGGGCCUCAUCACGCUGGCGCUGCCUUUGGACUACAAACUUGAACGGCAGUACGUCCUCACCGUCACUGCCAGCGACGGCACGCGCCUCGACAACGCCAAAGUGAUCGUCAACGUCACCGACGCCAACACUCACCGCCCCGUGUUUCAGAGCUCUCAUUACACCGUCAACAUCAACGAGGACAGGCCCGUCGGCACCACCGUUGUGUUGAUAAGUGCCACGGAUGAAGACACGGGCGAGAACGCCCGCAUAACCUACUACAUGGACGACAGCAUCCCUCAGUUCGACAUUGACGCGGACACGGGAGCCGUCACCACGCGGAUGGAGCUGGACUACGAGGACCAGGUGUCCUACACGCUAGCCAUCACCGCUCGAGACAACGGCAUCCCGCAGAAGUCCGACACCACCUACCUGGAGAUACUGGUCAACGACGUCAACGACAACUCCCCCCGCUUCCUGCGAGACCACUACGUGGGCUCCGUCAUGGAGGAUGUGCCGGUGUUCACCAGCGUGGUCCAGGUCUCCGCCAUCGACAGGGACUCCGGGCUCAACGGCCGCGUCUUCUACACCUUCCUGGGCGGAGAGGACGGCGAGGGGGACUUCAUAAUCGAAUCCACCUCCGGCAUCGUCCGCACGCUGCGCAGGUUGGACAGAGAGAACGUGCCUGUUUACAGCCUGCAGGCGUUCGCUGUGGAUAAAGGGGGUCCCGCUCUGAGGACCGCAGUUAACAUCCAAGUAACGAUCUUGGACGUGAAUGACAACCCCCCAGUGUUUGAGAAAGAUGAGUUCGACAUCAUGGUGGAGGAGAACAGCCCCAUAGGCGUUGUGGUUGCACACAUAUUAGCCACAGAUCCGGACGAAGGCAGCAACGCGCAGAUUAUGUACCAGAUAGUGGAGGGGAACAUCCCAGAGGUUUUCCAGCUGGACAUCUUCUCCGGAGAACUGACCGCGUUGAUAGACCUGGACUAUGAGACGAGAUCCGAGUACGUCAUUGUGGUCCAGGCGACCUCCGCGCCUCUGGUCAGCCGCGCCACAGUUCACGUGAAACUUGUCGACAAGAAUGACAACAUUCCCAUGCUGAAAAACUUCCAGAUCAUCUUCAACAACUACGUGACGGACAAAUCCAGCAGCUUCCCCACCGGAGUGAUCGGACGCAUCCCCGCACACGACCCCGACGUCUCGGACCAGCUCCACUACAGCUUUGAGGUGGGGAACGAGCUCAAGUUGGUCCUCCUGAACCAAAGCACGGGGGAGAUCCAGUUGAGCCCGGCCCUGGAUAACAACCGGCCCCUGGAGGCCUCCAUGAGGAUCUCAGUGACAGACGGCGUCCACUCCGUAUCGGCCCAGUGUCUCCUCCAAGUCACCAUCAUCACCGACGAAAUGCUGUCCAACAGCAUCACGCUGCGGCUGGCCAACACGUCCCAGGAGCGCUUCCUGUCCCUGCUGCUCGCCCAGUUCCUGGACGGCGUGGCCCGCGUCCUGUCCGCCGCCCCCGAGGACGUGGUGAUCUUCAACGUCCAGGACGACACUGACGUCAGCGCCCGCAUCCUCAACGUCAGCCUGUCUGUGGCCGUGCCGGCGGCAGCGCCGGGGGAGGGGCGGCGGCGGCGGCCCGGGGGCCCGGGCCUGGGCCGGGCGGGGGGCAGGCCCGGCGGGGCCGUCGAAAGCGGCGGGGAGUUCUUCGGCUCGGAGGAGCUGCAGGAGAGGUUGUACUUGAACCGCAGCCUCCUGGCCAAGAUCUCCUCGCAGGAGGUCCUCCCCUUCGACGACAACAUCUGCCUCCGGGAGCCGUGCGAGAACUACAUGAAGUGCGUGUCCGUGCUGAAGUUCGACAGCCUGGCACCGUUCGUGGCGUCGGACACCAUCCUGUUCAGGCCCAUUCACCCCAUCGCCGGGCUGCGCUGCCGCUGCCCCGCCGGCUUCACGGGCGACUACUGCGAGACGGAGAUCGACCUGUGCUACUCCAAACCCUGCGGCGCCCACGGAGCGUGCCGCAGCCGAGAGGGCGGCUUCACCUGCGAGUGCCUGGAGGACUACACAGGGGAGCGCUGCGAGCUGUCGUCCCGCUGGGGCCGCUGUGCUCCGGGGGUCUGCAAGAACGGUGGCUCCUGUGUCAACCUGCUGGUCGGCGGGUUCAAGUGCGAGUGUCCGGCGGGCGGCUACGAGAAGCCCUACUGCGAGAUGACCACGCGCAACUUCCCCCCGCACUCCUUCCUGACCUUCAGGGGCCUCCGCCAGCGCUUCCACUUCACCCUCUCUCUCACAUUUGCAACCAAAGAGCCCGAUGGUCUGUUACUCUACAACGGCCGCUUCAAUGAGAAACAUGACUUCCUCGCCAUGGAAAUCAUCAAUGAGCAGAUUCAGCUGACGUUCUCUGCAGGUGAGACUAAAACUACGGUUUCACCCUUCGUCCUCGGGGGAGUCAGCGACGGCCAGUGGCACGUGGUGGAGGUCCACUACUACAACAAGCCCAUCUUGAACCAGGCCGGCCUGCCGCAGGGACCCUCGGACCAGAAGUUUGCAGUGGUGACGGUGGACAACUGUGACGCCUCCGUGGCCUUCCGGUUUGGUCACGUGAUCGGCAACUACACCUGCUCCGCUCAGGGCAGCCAGUCAGGAUCCAAAAAAUCGCUGGACCUGACCGGCCCCCUUCUCCUCGGAGGUAUUCCCAAACUCCCGGAGGACUUUCCUGUUCGCAACCGGCAGUUUGUGGGCUGCAUGAAAAACCUGCGUAUCGACAACCAGCACAUAGACAUGGCCGGCUUCAUUGCUAACAACGGCACUCUACCAGGAUGCUCCGCCAAGAGGCACUUCUGCAACAAUGACCCGUGUUUGAACGGAGGAACCUGUGUGAACCUGUGGGGCUCCUUCAGUUGUGACUGCCCGCUCGGAUUUGGUGGACAAAACUGUGAAAGAGGUGAGUCAAGUAGAAAAGUUGCAUUUAGACACUUAGUCCGCCAUUUAGAUCGUGAGAGGUUUUUCUUGUUUAGUUUGACGAUGAACCUUUUUAGGUGCUUUUUGGCUUUAGAAGACAAACAGCACAUUAGUUUAGUGUUUCUCCUGGUGCCCUCCGGUGUCUGUUUCAGUUCGUUCCUUAUACACUGGAUAUCAGCAGUCUGGGGGAGCAGCAAGCACCACAAACGCAGUGUUGUCUCUAGAUCAGGGCUUUACCUGGCCAGUAUGGAGGUGGACAGGCAGCUUCGAGACUCCAAGCUGAAGACUGUGAGCGUUGGUGGUUUGGAAAGAACUGAUGGGAAAAUCCAGCAUGGCUUCCGUGGCUGCAUCCAGGGUCUGCGUGUGGGCGGAGCUCUGAGUCUGUCUCAGGCGAGGAAGGUGAACGUGGAGGCGGGCUGCAACGUGCCUGACCCGUGCAGCUCCAGCCCCUGUCCCGUCAGCAGCUACUGCAGCGACGACUGGGACAGCCACUCCUGCACCUGCCUCGCCGGCUACUACGGCGCCAACUGCACCGACGCGUGCUCAUUAAACCCCUGCGAGCACGAGUCAACGUGCACCAGGAAGCAAAGCUCCUCUCGCGGUUACACCUGCGACUGUCCUAAGAACUACUUUGGCCGUUACUGCGAGAAAAAAACCGAUUUGCCGUGUCCCAGAGGCUGGUGGGGUCACAAGACCUGCGGCCCCUGUAACUGUCAGACAGACAAGGGCUUCGACUCCGACUGCAACAAGACGAGCGGGGAAUGCCGCUGCAAGGACAACCACUACCUUCCCGAAGGCAGCGACACCUGCCUGCUGUGCGACUGCUACCCGGUCGGCUCUUUUUCCCGAGCAUGUGACCGAGAGAGCGGCCAGUGCCAGUGCAAACCCGGUGUCAUCGGACGCCAGUGUGACCACUGCGACAACCCCUUCGCUGAGGUUUCUCCCAACGGCUGUGAAGUGAUCUAUGACAGCUGCCCUCAGGCCAUGGAGGCUGGGAUCUGGUGGCCCAGGACUAAGUUUGGUCUCCCCGCAGCGGUUCACUGUCCCAAGGGAACACUCGGCACAGCGAUCCGCCACUGUGACGAGCACAAGGGCUGGCUGCCUCCCAAUCUCUUCAACUGCACCUCCGUUACCUUCAGCAAUCUGAAAGCCCUGUCUGAGAAGUUUUCCCGUAACACAUCGCUCCUGGACUCCGGGCGCGUUCAGCAGACGGCCGCCAUGUUAGCCAACGCCACCUUGCACACGGAGAAGUACUACGGCAGCGACGUGAAAGUGGCUUAUCGACUCACGCAGAGUCUUCUGCAGCACGAGAACAAACAGCGGGGCUUCAACCUCACGGCUACACAGGACGUCCACUUCACUGAGAAUCUGGUUCGCGUGGGCAGCGCCAUCCUGUCUCCGGACACACGGACGCAUUGGGAGCUGAUCCAGCACUCGGAGGGCGGCACAGCGGCGCUGCUGCGCCACUACGAGGAAUACGCAAACACGCUGGCACAGAACAUGAGGCAGACGUACCUCAGCCCCUUCACCAUCGUCACGCCGCACAUAGUCAUUUCUGUGGAUCGCCUGAAAAAGAUGAAUUUCGCUGGAGCCAAACUCCCGCGGUACCAGUCCCUGAGGGGCCCUCGCCCUGCGGACCUGGAGACGGCCGUCACGCUACCCGAUUCCGUCUUCCAGCCACCGGUGGACACUAAGGGCCACAGACACCUGGAUGUCUUCCCGGAGUCGUCUCUGAAAAACCGUUCGGCGAACAGGAAGAGACGCCACCCUGAUGACGACCAGCCCGACGCCAUCGCCAGCGUGAUCAUCUUCCACAGCCUGGCCUCGCUGCUACCAGAGAGCUACGAUCCGGACAAGAGAAGCCUGCGGGUGCCAAAGCGUCCGGUCAUCAACACACCAGUGGUCAGCAUCACCGUCCACGACAACGACGAGCUGCUGCAGCACGCGCUGGACAAACCCAUCACCGUGCAGUUCCGCCUGGUUACCACCGAGGAGCGCUCCAAGCCCAUCUGCGUUUUCUGGGACCACGGCAUACUGGCCGGGAACGGCGGCUGGUCGGCGAAGGGCUGCGAGGUGGUGUACAGGAACGGCACCCACAUCAGCUGUCAGUGUUAUCACAUGACCAGCUUUGCGGUCCUCAUGGACAUCUCCAGGAGAGAGAAUGGAGAGAUUCUGCCAAUCAAAAUCCUGACGUGGAGUACGGUGGGCGUGACGAUGGGCUUCCUCUUCCUCACCACGAUCUUCCUCCUCUGUCUGAGAGCCAUGCAGUGCAACAAGACCAGUAUAAUCAACAAUGGAGCUGUUGCACUCUUCCUCUCCGAGCUCAUCUUCAUCUUGGGCAUCAACCAGGCAGACAACCCGUUUAUGUGCACCGUCAUCGCCAUCCUGCUGCACUUCUUCUACCUGUGCACUUUCUCCUGGCUCUUCCUGGAGGGUCUGCACGUCUAUCGCAUGAUCAGCGAAGUGCGAGACAUCAACUAUGGACCCAUGAGGUUCUACUACCUGAUUGGCUGGGGAGUACCAGCCUUCAUCACAGGUCUGGCAGUGGGACUGGACCCCGAAGGCUACGGGAACCCAGACUUCUGCUGGCUGUCCAUGUACGACACUCUCAUCUGGAGCUUCGCCGGGCCCAUCGCCAUGGUGGUGUCGAUGAACGUCUUCCUGUACGUCAUGUCGUCCAGAGCCUCCUGCGCAAUGAGACACCACAGCAUCGAGAAGAAGGAGCCUCGUGUCUCCGGCCUAAAGACCGCCAGUGGCGUUCUCCUCCUGGUUUCAGUCACAUGUUUUCUCGCGCUCCUCUCCGUCAACAGCGACAUGAUCAUCUUCCACUACCUGUUCGCUGGGUUCAACUGUGUCCAGGGUCCGUUUGUGUUCUUCUUCCGCGUCGUCUUCAAUAAGGAGGCGAGGAAUGCCAUGAAAUACUGCUGCAGCCGCAAGCGCCCAGAUCACAUGAUCAAAUCCAAGGCCUCUGGCUACAAAUGCAACACAAACUACACGGACGGCAGAUUGUACCACCUUCCCUUCGGAGACUCCAGUGUGUCCCUGAACGGCACGAUGCAGAGCGGCAAGAGCCAGCAGAGCUACGUGCCGUUUGUCCUCAGGGACGACGCGUUGAGUAACAGCCAAGCGCACAUCGCCCUGAACGACCAUACGUCCCUCUUCCACGAAACCAAGGACCUGCACGAUCAUGACAGCGACUCGGACAGCGACCUGUCGCUGGAGGACGACCAGAGCGGCUCCUACGCCUCCACACACUCCUCCGACAGCGAGGACGAGGAGGGUCCGCUCCCCCCGGGGGAAUGCUGGGAAAACAUGGCGUCCAAUGUCGCCAAUAGGCCACAUCCUCACGACAUCAGUUUGGGUAAGAUGCUCUGGCCAGGAGACUACGCGGCCGCAGUGAGUGAUGGCGAGGCCGCGUGUAGAAACGCGCCGGCCAAUCAGGAGCCGAGUCCUGGCUCCGACACGAGGACGCAUCCGGACAGCCAGGCGCAGGAGGCCAUGACGGUGCUGCUGCCCAACAUCUAUUCCAACCCUCACAAAGGGAUCCUAAAGAAGAAGCAGCUUUCUCCCAUUGUGGAGAGAAACGGUCUGAACCGCAUCCACAAUGAACUUUGUGAAAGUGCUUCCGGCGCGACGUCUCCGCAGGGGUCCUCCUCCAGUGACGGACGGGCCGGCGCAGCCAAAAACGCGCUGAACGGAGUCGCAGUGAGCAUCAAGGCGAGGACGGUGGACGGUGACUCGUCGGGAUCAGACGACCUCCACACCUCCGUGUGACCGCGCUGACGAAGAGGUGUGUCUUUGCAGGUCAUAGAGGCUCCUCCCUCAACAGCCAAUGCAAACUGGGAGCAGAGGACUUCUCCCAAAAGUGGAAAAAGAGAGAAUUCCCCCCCUCAUCGUCAUGAUCCUCUGAAGGACUGCGUGCGUGCGUGUGUGCGCCAAACCUCAGGAGUCACUGCACUGGCCCACGUACGCUGACCCAACGAGUCUCACGCUCCCUUUAAAUAAUUCAUUUUGUUUACAUACUUGAAGCAAUGCACUUUUUUUUCUUUUUUUUAAUUUACUGCCUGAAUUUGUUGGCGGUCCAAUCUUUUACUUUAUUUUUGGAAUUUGUUUUUUUAUUUUAGGACAAACGAGUUGUUUUGAGGGCUGUGGAACAAUGCAGAGGUCAUGCUUUUUGGGGUGGGUCAUUUAGUUUUAGACUCAAACAUUCAGGGAAAUUCCUUUUUCAUGCGUUAACUUCUCUGUGGCGUCCUGUCGGCGUUUGUUUGAGGAGAGAGAGGAGUCCGGCGUAGCCUCCUCGUGGAUUUCUGAACUUGACGUCAAGGAGGAAAGACUCUAAGCUAUUUCUCAUAAAUGAAAGAUGUUUCCAGAAGCAACAGCUGCACAGAGCGACGGCGUUCUCCGCCUGCGAGGGGACAAAGCUGCGCGCGCAGACCGAAAAUGAAUCAAAGGACUUUUGAUUUUUCUUUUUAUAAAUCAGCGAGAGCACAUUUUUUUAAUGGACAUUAAAAGCGCUCUUGUUUUUCAACGUUUUAUCUGGAGUGACGAAGGCAUUCAUUCAAGUUCAGUGACUAAACAGCUGUGUUUUUAGAUUAGCUAUGGAACUAUGGUGAUUUGUAAAGUAUUGCAAAAUUGUGCUGUAAUACUAUUUGAGCUGUAAUCAAUUUGUACUGUACAGAGUGGCCUGUAAAUGAACAGAGGAAUAGAGACAUCUUUAAAUCGAAGUAAAUGUUAAACAUGCUUAAAUCUCACAGAACCGUUUAGUAAUUGCUCUUGAUCCUCGGGAGGAAAUAUGUUUUCUCUUAAUUACUACUUCGACAAAUGAUGUGAUACUUGUGGAUGCCUUUUUACCACCCAUAUGAAUUUAAUGUAAAGAUGUGAUGCCAUAAGAAACAAAUCUACCAGGUCAAUCAUAUCACCUCUGGUAUCCCAUCGGAGAAUCGCCUCUUUUACUCUGCCACCUCCUGUUUUUACUGAUUAAAAUGUUUUCUACCAUUUCCAUCGUGACUGAAACUUUUCAUCAGUGUCAAGUCAAAUAGUAUUACAGCUUCCUGCUGAUAAAAUGCACAUGGUUUGUGUUCUUUUAAAUUAGUUGUAGUAUUGUCAUUUUGAAGCUGAGGGUUGACGCACACGUUCAACAUUAUGAGAUAUACACAUAUUUACAUAGUAUUGUAUGACAUUGUCAUGAAAGGGUCGGACUAUAGUUUGCCAUGAAAAAGUACCAGUGCUGUAGGUCUCAAGUAUGCCAUGAAUUUUUUUUUUAGUAUUUUACGCCAUGGAAUAUACAAAAAAAAGUCAAUACAUAUGUUCCAUAAAAGUACAAUUGAUAAUUCAUAGUAUAGUAU
Messenger RNA from Pungitius pungitius (ninespine stickleback), 10773 nucleotides. RefSeq names its product cadherin, EGF LAG seven-pass G-type receptor 2 (gene celsr2). Gene Ontology annotation, biological process: cell surface receptor signaling pathway; G protein-coupled receptor signaling pathway; homophilic cell-cell adhesion. The record is from RefSeq and is a predicted model, not a curated record. NCBI's taxonomy places the organism in Eukaryota, Metazoa, Chordata, Actinopteri, Perciformes, Gasterosteidae. Gene Ontology annotation, cellular component: plasma membrane. Gene Ontology annotation, molecular function: calcium ion binding; G protein-coupled receptor activity.